Messenger RNA from Chilo suppressalis (striped riceborer), 42151 nucleotides. Lineage: Eukaryota; Metazoa; Arthropoda; Insecta; Lepidoptera; Crambidae. The record is from the annotation of a GenBank genome assembly.
GGCGGGGCGUGAGGGACGGUGGCAGCGGCCUGCGCGCGCGCUGCAGCCUGCGCCCGCACCGCUCAGUCAUUGUCCGACCGAUUCCUCGGUCGCGCGUACUGACGUCCGACUGUUUUGUCGCUACUUCAUCUGUCGUUCGAGUGCCUCUUACGCGAACGGUUUUCUCCAAACCCUGGAGUAUCGUUGAAGUGCUGAGUGAUAGUGUGUUUUUGGCCAUACAAUUUGAAGUGUAUCGCUAUAAAAUCCCACUGCGAGCGGUGUGUGGCGAGUUCCACGGAGUUAUUCUAACGGCUGUUCGCCUGACAGCGAGGGAAGGCGGAUUGCUUCAAACCGGGAGGAAUGAGCCCCGUACACCACCAAACCCGCACUCACCGAUGAUCUCAAGAAACAAUGUACAUAGAAAACUUACCGCUCGUGGUUUGGACGCUCUUAGUCACGACGACAAAUGUAGCGACACAAAACCAAUAUGGAAUAGGAUUAGGAAUAAAACGAGAAGUAUUUUUCUUAAAUUUAGAAGACGGCUAUUUUGGCUGUCAAGUAAACGAAUCGACACAAAUAUUACAAUUAUAUGAAUUAUCUAAAUUAUGCGACGGUGUGCCUGAUUGUUAUAAGGCAUCCGAUGAACUUAAGUCAGAGUUAAAAUGCACAGAUGAUUGUACCAAAGAAGAUGGCGCGCAGUGUAUUAAUGGUGCUUGUCUAAACGGCGUGUGCCAUUGCAACGAUGGUUUCGGUGGAUGUAACUGCCAGGAACUAGAUGUAAAUGAAUGUAAAGACAGGCCAUGUGACGUUUUUGCGCAUUGUACAAAUACUGUUGGCAGUUUUCAAUGUUCAUGUUUCCCCGGUUACGUCGGAGACGGAUUCACCUGUAAAGAUAUAAAUGAGUGUGAAGAUCCUGCAAUUGCGGCUCGCUGUGUUGAAAAUGCAGAAUGCUGCAAUUUACCUGCUCAUUUCAUAUGCAAAUGUAACCGAGGUUUCGAAGGUGAUGGCGAAGAUGAGUGUCGAGAUAUCGACGAGUGUCGACGACCUGGCGCUUGUGGUGUCAAUGCUGUUUGCCAGAACUACCCAGGAAAUUACACAUGUGCAUGUCUUGCUGGUUAUACCGGAAACCCAUUUGAUGGCUGUGUUGAUGUUGAUGAGUGCUUGAAAACGGAUGCCUGCGGCGCGGGCGCCGUCUGUCGCAACCUGGCGGGCGGGUACGAGUGCAGCUGUCCGGCGGGCUACGAGGGGAACCCCCGCGUGGAGUGCCGCGACCACGACGAGUGCGCUCAGUCCUCGUGCGGCCACAACGCUCUCUGUGAAAACCUCCCCGGCGGCUUCCGCUGCGUUUGCCCACCAGGUUUUCAAGGCGACCCAGACGUCCAUUGCACUGCGGAGGGAUGCGAGGCUCAUGAGCAGUGCGCGGUGGGAUUGGCGUGCAUGGAAGGUCGCUGUGCAGACCCAUGCGCACGGGGUGGACCAUGUACACCUGGUCAGCACUGCGCAGUUAUCAGCCAUCAGCCAGUUUGCUCUAAAGUGUGCCAAUGUCAAUCAGCUGCAGAUUGUGCCCGAUAUCCCAAUACUUACUGCGAUGGGUGUGCCUGCAAACCAGGUGGCCAACUGGUCGCAAACUGUGCUCAUUGCCGACCCGGCGUUCCUUGUGAUCCGUUCUCCGGUGCUUGCAUGGAAAAAUCACCCGGAACACCUAAGACACCAGAACCUUGUCAAUCUGAUCGGGACUGUAUAGAAACUGAAGCCUGCUUUAUGGGAUUAUGUCAAAAUCCUUGUGAAUUUAAUGUUUGUGGCACCGGAGCUAAUUGUCAACCCGUACUGCAAAGGCCGAUGUGUUCAUGUCCCGCUGGGCACGAUGGAGAUCCUGCUGUAAAAUGUUCACCUAAAAAAAUUGGUUGCUCUCGGAAUGAAGAUUGUCAACUGACUGAAGCUUGUAUAAAUAAUGCAUGUCAGCACCCAUGUGCCAUACACAAUCCUUGCGCACAAAAUGCAGUAUGUAUAAACACAAACCACGGUUCAGACUGUAGCUGCGCAGAAGGUUAUCAAGGCAAUGGAUACGUCGGAUGCACGCCAGUAAUUGAACAUAAAUCUCCGUGUCAAUACAAUGAAGAUUGUCCACCAGAACUUCUUUGUGACAGAUUAAACAGAGUUUGUAUUAGUCCAUGUACUGCUAAUAAAUGUGGUGAUAAUGCUGAAUGUAUACCAUCAAAUCAUGGUAUCCAAUGCGAAUGUUAUGCUGGAUAUACGGGAAAUCCUUUCCUUGAGUGUUACCAAGUACAAGGUUGCCGUACAGAUAACGAAUGUGCUAAUUCAGAAGCCUGUAUUAACAACCAAUGUGGGUCACCAUGUCGAUGUGGAGUAAACGCAGUUUGUGAUGUGAUAAAUCAUAGAGCAUCAUGCAAAUGCGCACCAGGAUACACUGGAAAUCCUACUCUUGGAUGUGAACCACCAACAAAUCCUUGUAAUCCAAAUCCUUGUGGAAUCCAUGCUUUAUGUGAAGUCGAUAAUGGUAACCCAAUUUGUUUCUGUCCCAAAGGAUUAACAGGAAACCCAUUUGUAAAUUGCAUUCCAGAAGGAAAUGAAUGUGAACCAAAUCCAUGUGGUCCAUUUUCUGGGUGCCGACUGAUAGAAGAUAAGCCAGCCUGUUUCUGUCUGCCGAAUUAUGAAGGAAAUCCACCAACUCAACUCUGUAGACUACCAACCAACCCCUGUAGUCCGUCACCAUGUGGACCAAAUACACAAUGUACUGUAUUGUCAAAUGGGUUUGCGAAAUGUACAUGUCUGGAGGGAUAUAUCGAGAGUCCAAAUACAGUCCGAGGUUGUAUAGAAGCACGUAAUCCUUGUGAACCUAACACAUGUGGGGUUGGCGCACGCUGCGACCCAAACAGAAAUCCUGCUUGUUAUUGUCCAGACAAUUCAGUUGGAAACCCUUAUGUAUCCUGUAAUCGUGGAUAUUUACCUCCAGCAGUGUUAUGUCAGCCAGGACCAUGUGGUGUUAACGCAGAUUGUUAUGUUAGCAGUAAUACAGAAAUGUGUUUCUGUAAAACAGGAUUUGUAGGUAACCCUUAUACAGGAUGUCGGCCACAAAAAAGUCCAUGUAUUCCAGAUCCUUGUGGACCACAAUCUAUUUGUAGUGAAAAAGAUGGGCUAGCGGUGUGCACCUGCGCUGAAGCUACAUCCGGGGAUCCCUAUGGAGUUCAAGGUUGUCAUUCACAUGAAUGUAACUUUGACAAUGAGUGCAGUUCAAAUAAAGCAUGCAUUGGCUACACAUGUCGCGACCCAUGUCCUGGAGCUUGUGGCUUGAAUGCCAGAUGUUCUAUAGAAAACCAUCGACCUGUCUGCGAAUGCGAGGCAGGUCUUAUAGGAAAUCCAUGGAUAUGUUGUUUGCCUCCUGAAGAUCAGAAAUCAAUAGGACCCUGCAACAAAGUCCAAUGCGGUAUUAAUGCAAUUUGUCAUGCUGUAGGCGACACAGCUUUAUGCUCAUGCCUUCCUGAUUUUUACGGCAAUCCUAAAAUUGAAUGUAAACGAGAAUGCGUAAUGAAUUCCGAUUGUGGUUCAAACGAGGCUUGCAUCACCAAUAAAUGUAAGGAUCCGUGUAGCUUUAAAAGUGUAUGUGGAAUAAACGCUAUUUGCAUGUGCUUAGAACAUACAGUAUCAUGUAUAUGCCCAGAAGGUUAUAUUGGAGACCCAAUGACACAAUGCAUAUAUCGACCUAUUAUCAUCAUACCAGAUAACAAUACUGUUCAACCAUGUUCAUCAAAUCCAUGUGAUCCAAAAUUGUCAUGUGAUACAUACGGAAAUCAAUUUGCAAUUUGUGAUCCUUGUGUUGGCCCUAAUGCUAUAAGUAAUCCCAGUUGCAGACCUGAAUGCGUACUAAGCUCUGACUGCGCAUUUAAUAAAGCCUGUUUAGGCAACAAAUGUGUUGACCCCUGUCCGGGUUCCUGUGGUGUAAAUACUGAUUGUAUGGUCCACUAUCAUGAUCCUAUUUGCUUAUGCAGAAAUGGGUUUGAAGGAAAUCCAUAUGAACUUUGCAAACCAAGCACAAGACCUAUUGAAAGAGAACAUUGUGAUAGUGUCCGCUGUGGCGAUAAUGCAAUAUGUAAAGAAUUAAAUGGUGCUCUGACAUGUCAAUGUCUGCCAAACUUCUUCGGUAAUCCUUAUCUGUCAUGUCGACCAGAAUGUGUUGUCAACAGUGAUUGCCCUCUUAACUUGGCGUGUAUAAAUAAUAAAUGUGAAGACCCUUGUCAAAAUGUUUGUGGAAUUGGAGCACUUUGCGAAACAGUCAAUCAUCAUGCUGUAUGUUACUGUAAGCCCGGUUCUACUGGAGAUCCAUACCUAAGAUGUCAAAUUACACCAGUAGCCCCGCCUAUACUGACAACAUGUGAUCCGUCCCCAUGUGGCCCUUAUAGUCGAUGUCUUGUGUCACCAUCUGGUUUCGCUGUUUGUUCGUGUUUACCAGGUCAUAGGGGCAUUGCACCCAUGUGCCAACCAGAAUGUGUCAGUAACUCUGACUGUCAACAAACAGAGACAUGCGUUAAUCAAAGAUGCUCUAAUCCCUGUCAAGGAAGUUGUGGUGUCAAUGCAGAAUGUGUCGUAAUUAAUCAUAAUCCAGUGUGUAGCUGUGGACCUGGUCAAACCGGCGAUCCUUUUGUGGCAUGCACUGAUGUAAUUAUUAGCAAUAUACCAAUAGAAAAAAAUCCAUGUGUCCCGUCCCCAUGUGGACCGAAUUCAGUAUGUGAAGUGAAAUCAGACAGGCCAGUAUGCUCAUGUCGUCCCAACUAUUCUGGAACACCCCCAUCCUGUAGACCGGAGUGCGUGAUAAGCCAAGAAUGUCCUUCACAUCAAGCUUGUAUCAACGAAAAGUGUGUGGAUCCAUGUUUGGGUGCUUGUGGUAAUAAUGCUGUUUGCAAUGUAGUGAAUCAUACACCACUUUGUAGCUGUUUAGAAGGAUAUAAAGGUGAUGCUUUUAUUGGUUGUGUUAUAUCGAAAACAGAAUCAUCUAGUCCAUGCAAUCCCUCACCUUGCGGAGAAAAUACCAUCUGCACGGUAACUAAUAAUAUGGCACGUUGUACAUGCAUUCCACCCAAUAUAGGAAACCCAUAUGCGGGUGGAUGUAGACCAGAAUGCAGUAUAAAUUCUGACUGCCCCAAUCAUCUUGCAUGUUUAGCGAACCACUGUCGAGAUCCUUGUAAAGAUUUAUGUGGCGUGAAUGCAGAGUGUACUGUCACCAAUCACGUUCCUGUUUGUACUUGCUUCAAAGGAUAUGAGGGCAAUCCGUUCUCUUCGUGCCGCGAAAUAUAUAAAACACCAUCAAUAUUUAAUCCUUGUGAACCAUCACCGUGUGGACCUAACAGUGAGUGCCACGUUGUAAACGAACGAGCUGCAUGUGUCUGUCGACCUGGUUUCCUAGGAGCUCCACCUGCUUGCCGUCCUGAAUGCGCUGUAAAUUCAGAUUGCCCAUCGAACAAAGCCUGUAUCAAUUUGAAAUGUAAAGAUCCAUGUAUACAUAGUUGUGGUCUAGAUGCCAGAUGCCACGUUGUCGGUCACAACCCAAUUUGUACUUGCCCAGAAAACUUACCUGAUGGAGAUCCGUUUAUAAAAUGCUCUUCAAAAGGUAUUAUGUAUCCGGCCCCGGACCCAUGUCUUCCAUCUCCUUGUGGACCAUACUCCACUUGCCGCAAUGCCAACGGCGAACCAGUAUGCGCGUGUGAACCGGGGAUGUUGGGAGCUCCACCAACAUGCCGCCGCCAAUGUGUGAUCAAUCAAGAUUGUCCCCUUGCGCUUGCAUGUAUGGCUGGAUCCUGUGUUAAUCCUUGCGUUGGAUCUUGCGGAUUUAACGCUAACUGUGUAAUUCAAAACCAUCAGCCAAUCUGCACAUGUAACGAAGGCUAUUCAGGAGAUCCGUUCGCUGGUUGCACUCCAUAUGAAUAUGAAUCGCCACCUCCACAAAAUCCAUGUAAUCCAUCACCAUGUGGUGCAAAUGCAAUAUGUAAGGAACGAAAUGGAAUUGGUUCGUGUAAAUGUUUACCAGAAUAUUUUGGCGAUCCUUAUUCAGGUUGUCGGCCUGAAUGUGUAUCCAAUUCUGAUUGUGAUAGAAAUAAAGCUUGUUCAAACAAUAAAUGUAAAGAUCCCUGUCCAGGUGCUUGCGGAAUAAAUGCUGAAUGUAGAACAGUGAAUCAUUCCCCAGUUUGUACUUGCCUUAAUGGAUAUUCUGGGAAUCCGUUAGUCAGAUGUGAUAUAGAAAUUAUUACAGAUAAACCCUUAAACCCAUGUCAACCAUCCCCAUGUGGCCCUAACAGCCAAUGUCGCGUUAUCAAUGGACACAGUGUAUGUUCUUGUAUUGUUGGUUUCGUCGGGACACCUCCAACUUGCCGACCAGAAUGUAUUGUGAGUUCAGAAUGUCCACAAGAUAAGGCAUGUGUGAAUAAUAAAUGCAUAGACCCAUGUCCAAAUACUUGCGGGCUUAAUGCACGUUGUCAAGUUAUAACUCACAACCCCAUCUGCAGUUGUUCUCCAGGAUUCACAGGCGAUCCCUUUACUAAAUGUGACCCUGAAGAAACAAAAGUACUAAAUCCAAAGCCUUGUUCACCUUCACCAUGUGGACCUAACUCUGAGUGUCGUGUAAUUGGUGAUCAAGCUGCAUGUUCCUGUUUACCUAAUUACAUAGGAAGAGUACCAAAUUGUCGACCAGAAUGUACUAUAGAUGCAGAAUGUCCCAGCAACGCGGCUUGUAUUAACGAACGUUGUAAAGAUCCAUGUCAAGGCGCUUGCGGAUUAAAUGCACUUUGUGUUUCUGUUUAUCACAAGCCUGUGUGCAGCUGUCAACAAGGAUUUGAGGGAGAUGCAGCAUCAAGAUGCAUUGAAAGAGAUUUUUCAGUAACUGAAGUAACACCAACUAGUAGCCCAUGUUCGCCAUCUCCAUGUGGGCCUAAUGCUGUUUGCCGUGAACAUAACGGAGCCGGUGCCUGCGUAUGUUCUGAGGGUUACGAAGGUGCUCCAUACAGUCCUCAAGGCUGCCGCAGAGAAUGUGAAAAUAACGACGACUGUACACCGAAUUUAGAAUGCAUUCGAUUCAAAUGUAUCGAUCCCUGUCCCAGAACUUGUGGUCAAAUGGCAUUAUGUAUCGUCGAAAAUCAUAUCCCUAUCUGUAGCUGUCCUAAAGGUUAUUCUGGUGAUCCCUUCUUUGAAUGCAAGCAAAUAGUAUUACAACCUUCACCACCCCAGUUCCCCUGUGAACCUAACCCUUGUGGACCAAACAGUUUGUGUCAGCAAAUUAAUAUGCAGCCAGUAUGUUCUUGUCUACCAAAUUAUGUGGGAUUACCACCAUCAUGCAGGCCCGAAUGUGUUGUCAAUAGCGAAUGUGACACUUCCAAAGCCUGCAUUAAUCAAAAAUGUGACAAUCCUUGUCCAAACACGUGCGGACUCAGAGCCCACUGUUUAGUCAAGAACCACAAUCCAAUAUGUACUUGUCCUGCCGGAAUGACUGGAGAUCCGUUUACACAGUGUUACCCUAUUCCACAAGUAACAGAACGACCACCAUCAUGUACGCCAUCACCGUGUGGCCCGCAUUCUCGUUGUCAAUUAUUAGCAACCGGACCUGCAUGUUCAUGUUUACCUGGGUAUAUCGGAUCACCACCUUCUUGUCGACCGGAAUGUACUAUUAAUUCUGAAUGUCCAGCUUCGCUAGCAUGUUUACGGCAAAAAUGUGAUGACCCAUGUCCAGGAUCAUGCGGCGUAGACGCUAACUGUCAUGUUUUAAAUCAUGUAGCCGUCUGUAUAUGCAAUGAUGGUCAUACUGGUGAUCCAUUCACAAGAUGCAUAAGAAUAUCUGAAGCUCCAACAACCGCUACCCCAUCGGAUCCAUGUAAUCCUUCGCCUUGUGGUGCAAAUGCACAAUGUGAUAACGGAUUGUGCACUUGUUUGACUGAUUAUAGUGGAAAUCCUUAUGAAUCAUGUCGUCCAGAAUGCACAGGAAGUCAAGAAUGUCCGAGAGAUAAAGCUUGUUUUAGAAACAAAUGUCGAGAUCCGUGCCCUGGUGCAUGCGGUCAAAAUUCUAAAUGUGAUGUAAUAAAUCAUAUUCCAACAUGUUCUUGUAUGACAGGAUAUACUGGAAAUCCAUUCACAUAUUGUCAACCUAUUAAAGAAGUCAAACAAGUUCCGAAAGAUCCUUGUCAUCCCUCGCAGUGUGGGCCGAACAGCAUAUGUAGAGCCCAUAAUAACACCGCAGUAUGUGCUUGCAUAGAAGGUUUUCAAGGCUCACCACCUAUGUGUAGACCUGAAUGUAUUAUCAGUUCAGAAUGUACUUCGACUAAAGCUUGCGUAAAUCAAAAAUGCAUAAAUCCUUGCACCAAUGCGUGUGGUCUUUCAGCUAGAUGCGAAGUGAUAAACCAUAGCCCGAUUUGUAGUUGUAAUCCCGGACAGACCGGUGAUCCAUUUAAGAAAUGUUAUGAUAUUGAACAAGUUCCUCCUGAACCUAUAGAUGUAUGUAAUCCUUCACCAUGUGGUCCAAAUUCUGCAUGCAUUGAAAGAAAUGGAAAACCGAAUUGUAGAUGUGUAGAUAAUUAUGUUGGGCAACCACCUAAUUGCAGACCAGAAUGCGUUAUUAGUUCAGAUUGCCCCUCGAAUCAGGCAUGUGUAAUGAAUAAAUGCAUUGAUCCGUGUCCAGGAUCAUGCGGAAUAAAUGCUGAUUGUAUCAUUGUGAAUCAUAUGGUCUCAUGUAUUUGUAGAGACAAAUUUACUGGCAAUCCCUUCGCGCAGUGUGUGCAUAUAGCAGAAAUAGUAACACAGCCUUGUGAUCCAUCACCUUGUGGAGCCAAUGCGAUUUGUAAUCAAAGAGAUGGUGCAGGAUCCUGUUCAUGUUUAAAUGGAUAUCAAGGAAACCCUUACGAAGGAUGUAGACCGGAGUGCGUACUUAGUUCUGACUGCCCGGCUGACAAAGCUUGUAUUAAAAACAAAUGUGCUGAUCCCUGUCCGGGAAUUUGUGGCACUAAUGCCGAAUGUACAGUUAUAAAUCACGUGCCAUCAUGUGCUUGUAUAAAAGGCUAUUCAGGAAAUCCAUUUGAACAAUGUAGAAAAGAUAAAAUCAUUGAGGAAAUUAAGCCAUGUCAACCAUCUCCUUGUGGACCUAACAGCAUUUGCAGAGAAAAUGCAGGUUUAGCAUCAUGCGAAUGUUUAUCUGAUUAUAUAGGAGCACCACCUGACUGUAGACCUGAAUGUACAGUCAGCAGCGAAUGUCCAUCUGACCGAGCUUGUCAUAAAUUAAAAUGUGCAGAUCCGUGUCGAGGUACAUGUGGAAUUGGAGCACAUUGCCAAGUCAUCAAUCACAGCCCACUGUGCAGUUGUCCUAUAGGCACAAGUGGAGAUCCGUUCUCAAGAUGUGCUGAAAUAUCACACGUACCCGAAAUACCAGUACAGCCGUGUCAACCAAACCCUUGUGGACCGUAUAGUGAAUGUCGACCAGUUAAUGGAAACCCUUCCUGUUCCUGCAACGUUGGUUAUAUAGGUACUCCACCGCAGUGUCGCCCCGAAUGUUUAGUAAAUACAGACUGUCCAUCACAUCAAGCAUGUAUAGCAGAAAAAUGUAGAAAUCCAUGUGAAGGUUCUUGUGGGUUCAGAGCAGAAUGUCGAGUUCAUGAUCAUAUACCUAUUUGUAGUUGUCCUACUGGUUAUUCUGGAGAUCCGUUCAUACAGUGCAGCGAAAUUAUGAUUACACCGAGUGUUCCUGAAGAUCCUUGUAAUCCAUCGCCUUGUGGAAGUAAUGCCUUAUGCGAUGCUGGAAUUUGUUCGUGUUUACCGAGCUUCUUUGGAGAUCCCUAUACUGGCUGUCGUCAUGAAUGUGCAACGAAUGGCGAAUGUUCACCGACCCGGUCUUGUCAAGGUGGAAGAUGUGUAGACCCUUGUCCAGGAGCUUGUGGCACUGGAGCUAGGUGCACCGUUAACAACCAUAUUCCAUCCUGUACAUGUCCACCUAAGACAUCUGGCGAUCCAUUUUCAUUUUGUAGUGAUAUAGUUGUAGAAACUGAUAUCCGAUCAGCCUGCUCGCCUUCUCCCUGUGGACCUUACAGUGAGUGUACAGUAAGCGCCAAUGGUGCAGCUGCUUGUUCCUGUCGUGCUGGUCACAUCGGUUCUCCGCCUUCUUGUCGUCCGGAAUGCCUCGUUAGUUCAGAGUGCCAAUUGCAAUUAGCUUGCAUCGACCGUCGCUGUCGAGACCCCUGUGAGGGUGCUUGUGGACGUGGAGCAAAAUGUCAAGUCAUCGCACAUUCACCAAUAUGCACAUGUAAUGAAGGUUUCACUGGAGAUCCCUUUACAUACUGUUUUUCUGCACCAGAACCACCUGUGUCUGUUGAUCCAUGCCAGCCGUCGCCAUGUGGGCCAAACUCAAUUUGCCAAAAAGUAGGCGAUACACCAGCAUGCAGCUGUCAGCCUAGUUAUAUAGGCACUCCACCUAAUUGUCGACCUGAAUGUACGAUAAGCGCUGAAUGUCCAGCAAAAUUUGCUUGUGUUGCUCAAACAUGCAAAGACCCCUGCGAACAGGCAUGUGGACCGAGUGCGGUCUGUUCAGUAGUAGAUCAUCGUGCUACCUGCGCUUGCGAACCAGGAUUCGAAGGUGAUCCGUUCCAGGGUUGUACAAUUCCUAAAGCUCCAUCCCAGGUUGAAUACAUUAACCCAUGUGAGCCCUCGCCUUGUGGGGCAAACGCCGAAUGUAAAGUUCUCGGGAAUGCAGGGUCGUGCACAUGUCUUCCUGAUCAUUUUGGGGAUCCAUAUGUAAGCUGUAGGCCAGAAUGCUUAGCUGAUUCGGACUGUUCUUUAAUGUUAGCUUGUGUCCAAAAUAAAUGUAAAAAUCCAUGCCCUGGAGUAUGUGGAUAUAAUGCAGAAUGCUACGUUAUUAAUCACAAACCAACAUGCAACUGUAAAACAGGCUAUACAGGAAAUCCACUGUCUGUGUGUUCUCAACUGCCUGACAGAGACAUUAUGUUGAUUAAUGUUUGUAACCCAUCACCAUGUGGGGCUAACUCAAUAUGCAAAGAAGUAAAUAAUCAACCAGUUUGUUCAUGCCUUCAUAAUUAUAUUGGCUCUCCACCAAAUUGUAAACCCGAGUGUAUCGUGAAUUCGGAAUGUAGAUCAGAUCGAGCCUGUGUAAAUCAAAGAUGUGUGAAUCCAUGUCCUAAACCUUGUGGACAAAAUACAGAAUGUACAGUUAUUCGUCAUAGCCCAGUUUGUACUUGCCGACAGGGAUAUUCUGGAAAUCCCUUUACGAUUUGCACAUUAGUUUUACAAACUUCACCAAGUAUCGCGGAAACUACAGAUCCAUGUUUACCAUCACCGUGCGGAUUAAAUGCUGAAUGUCGGAAUAUCAAUAGCUUAGCAUCGUGCUCAUGUUUGCCCUCAUACGUUGGAUCUCCACCUUUCUGUAGAGCUGAAUGCGUAGUACACUCAGACUGUCCCAGUGAUCAAGCAUGCGUUGCUGAAAAAUGUCGAAACCCUUGUGAAGGAUCAUGUGGUAUUUAUGCAAAAUGCUUUGUAAAUAAUCAUGUUCCGGUAUGCUUAUGUCCGGAGGGAUUUAUAGGAGAUCCAUUCAGGGAAUGUAUAGUUAAACCUAUCCAAGCAAAACCAACCAUUUCAGUAGAACUCUGUUAUAGCCCUCCUUGUGGGCCUAACACUGCAUGUUCCAAUGGCAUAUGUACAUGUUUAGAAGGAUAUCAUGGAGAUCCAUAUCUUGGGUGUAGGCCAGAAUGUGUACACAACUCCGACUGUCCUGUUGACAUGGGCUGCCAAAAAAAUAAAUGCGUGAAUCCUUGUAUUGGUACAUGUGGAUUACAAGCCCUUUGUAUUGUCACAAAUCAUAUUCCCAUGUGCACGUGUCCAAAAGGAAUGGCAGGCAAUGCAUUUAUAGAAUGUCGUCCAGUAGCAGUUGCUCUGGAGAAUCCUUGCAAUCCCUCACCUUGUGGUCCAAAUAGUCAAUGCAGACAAAUAAAUGGUCAAGCCGUGUGUUCAUGUGUGCCUGGAUAUCUGGGUAACCCUCCUACUUGCAGACCGGAAUGCUUAGUUAGUCUAGAAUGUCCUUUAAAAGAAGCAUGUAAUAAUCAGAAAUGCGUUAAUCCUUGUAUCGGCGCAUGUGGCUCAGGUGCGAUAUGUGAUGUGAUCAAUCAUAAUCCAAUUUGUACAUGUCCACCAUUCCUGACAGGUGAUCCUUUUGUAGAGUGUAUCAUAGUUCCAGAACAAGAUACAGUUGGAGUAAAUCCUUGUGAACCAUCACCUUGUGGGCCAUAUUCUGUUUGCAGGAUAAAAGAUCAAGGACCUCUAUGUGCUUGUCUACCUACUUACAAAGGUGCCCCUCCAAAUUGUAGGCCAGAAUGUAUUAGUAACAGCGAAUGUGAUUAUAAUUUGGCAUGUUUGAAUAACAAAUGUUCUGAUCCCUGCAUUGGAACCUGUGGUACAAACGCAGAAUGUAAAGUAGUAAGCCAUGCACCAUUAUGUAUUUGUCAAUUAGGUUAUACUGGUGAUCCAUUUUCAAACUGCCAUGCUCAAUUAGAACAAAUUGAAAUAUUAACUCCAUGUAGUCCGAGCCCUUGCGGAACGAACGCAAUUUGCAAAGAACAAAAUGGUGUCGGGGCGUGUCAAUGCAUUGAUGGUUACUUAGGAAAUCCCUAUGAAGGAUGCAGACCAGAAUGUAUUGUAAACUCUGAUUGCCAACUUAAUAAAGCCUGUUCAAGAAUGAAAUGUGUGGAUCCCUGCCCGGGAACUUGUGGACAAAAUGCAAUCUGUCAUGUGAGCAAUCACAUGCCUGUCUGUGUUUGCCAACCUGGAUACACUGGAAAUCCUUUUAGCUUCUGUACUAUUGUACAAGAACCUGUAAUUCUUGAAACAAAUCCAUGCAAUCCAUCACCAUGCGGAGCCAACAGCCAGUGCAAAGAAAUUAAUAGUCAAGCAGUUUGUUCUUGUCUAGUAAACUUUAUCGGCUCUCCGCCAAACUGCCGACCCGAAUGUGUUGUAAGCUCUGAAUGUCCAUCCAAUUUGGCUUGUGUCAACCAGAAAUGUGAGAAUCCUUGCAUUGGAGCAUGUGGACAGCAAGCAAACUGUAAUGUAAUAAACCAUAGCCCGAUUUGCGUUUGCAAACAAGGAUUAACUGGAAAUCCAUUUACCAGAUGCUAUCCAAUGAUGGUAUCCCAGCCUUUGUAUGAACCCGCCAAAGAUCCCUGCGUGCCUUCUCCAUGUGGUUUAUAUGCAGAAUGCCGAAACAUUAAUGGUGUACCAUCCUGCAGCUGCAUGCAAAAUUAUAUUGGUAACCCUCCGAAUUGUCGCCCAGAAUGCACAAUUAACUCAGAAUGUCCCAGUAUCCAAGCUUGUAUAAAUGAGCGUUGCAGAGAUCCUUGCCCUGGAGCCUGUGGUAUCAAUGCUCAAUGUACGAUUUUGAAUCACAUUGCACAAUGUGCAUGCAUUGAACAAUAUACUGGAGACCCAUUCACACAAUGUUUCGUAAUUCCAGAGCAAGACGAUAUAUACUCGGAAUUAGAUCCUUGCAACCCAUCUCCUUGUGGUGCAAAUGCUGAAUGUAAUCAAGGUAUAUGUACAUGUUUGCCAGAAUAUCAAGGGGAUCCGUAUUUUGGUUGUAGACCCGAAUGUUUGAUGAAUACAGACUGUCCUCAAAAUAAAGCUUGUUUAAGAAAUAAAUGUGUAGAUCCUUGUGUUGGCACAUGCGGAGUGGAUGCAAUUUGCAACGUUUAUAAUCAUGUGCCUAUGUGCACAUGCCGCACAGGUUAUUUUGGAAACGCAUUCAUUGUAUGUCGAAAGAACCCUAUUGCAGAGAAUCUGACACCAUGCAGUCCAUCACCAUGUGGGCCCAACAGUCAAUGUCGUGAAAUUAAUGGUCAAGCUAUUUGCACGUGUCUCCCUGAAUAUAUAGGUGCACCACCAACAUGUAGACCUGAAUGUAUUACAAGUGCAGAAUGUCAAUUAAACAAAGCUUGCUCUAAUCAACGUUGCAUUGAUCCAUGUAAAGGAAAUUGUGGAACUGGAGCAUUGUGUCAAGUGAUCAACCAUAACCCUAUAUGUUCCUGUGCAAAAGGAUAUAGCGGGGAUCCAUUUAGUAGAUGUAUACUUGAAGAUACUGAGCCAUCUGUUUACGUAAAUCCUUGUGUACCAUCACCUUGUGGUCCAAACUCUGAAUGCAAAGAGGUCGGUGGCUCUCCUUCUUGCGCUUGCUUCUCUGAAUUCAUAGGAAUUCCACCAAAUUGUCGACCUGAAUGUAUCGCUAACUCGGAAUGUGCUAACCACUUGGCGUGCAUAAACAGCAAAUGCAAAGACCCUUGCCCUGGAUCCUGUGGCACAAAUGCAGAAUGUAAAGUUAUAAGUCAUACUCCACAAUGUUUAUGUGUACCAGGUUACACAGGUGAUGCUUUUAUUGAAUGUAGAGUGUUGGAAGUUAUUAUGAGACCUUGCUCUCCGUCACCGUGUGGAUCUAACGCUGUUUGUAAAGAACUCCGCGAUGCCGGGGCCUGCGUUUGUUUGCCAGACUAUAUAGGCAAUCCAUAUGAGGGAUGUCGUCCUGAAUGCGUUAUUAAUUCGGACUGCUCUACGAACUUGGCUUGUAUUCAGAAUAAAUGUCAAAAUCCUUGUAAUAGUAUAUGCGGGUCCAACGCAAAAUGUAAUGUCGUCAACCAUACUCCAACAUGUGAUUGUUUGCCUGGACUUACAGGAAAUCCAUAUCAAAAUUGUUAUGAAAAACUGACAGAUGAACCUAUUAUAAAAAGUAACCCAUGUACUCCAUCACCAUGUGGACCAAAUAGCAACUGCAAAGUAUCUAAUAAUCAAGCUGUAUGUACAUGUCAGCCGGAUUUUAUAGGCACACCACCAGCUUGUCGACCUGAAUGUGUAGUUAGUUCUGAAUGUAAUCAGCAGCAAGCUUGUAUUAACAAAAAGUGUAAAAAUCCAUGUGAAGGAGUUUGUGGUCAAAAUACUGAGUGCAAAGUAAUAAAUCACAGCCCUAUAUGCUCUUGUCGUUCACAAUACACUGGUGAUCCAUUUAGUCGUUGCUACUUCUACCAAGCUGAUGUUGUAGCUGGUCAGAGAGAUCCUUGUUUACCAUCUCCAUGUGGACCUUUUUCACAAUGUCGUGACAUUGGUGGCACACCAUCUUGCUCUUGUUUGCCUCAAUAUAACGGCAACCCUCCCUACUGCAGGCCUGAAUGUGCUCUAAACACAGAUUGCCCGAAUGAAAAAGCUUGCAUCAAUGAGAAAUGCAUUGACCCUUGUCCAGGAUCUUGUGGUAACAACGCUAAUUGUAGAGUACAAAAUCAUAUUUCAAUUUGCACGUGCAGAGACGGAUAUAUUGGAAAUCCAUUUGAUAGGUGUAUAAUAAAACCACCGCCAGAUAUUGCUGCUGCGGACCCGUGUAACCCAAGUCCAUGUGGUCCAAACGCAUUAUGUAAUGAUGGUGUUUGUAGUUGCUUGCCGGACUACAGCGGCGAUCCAUAUUUUGGAUGUAAUCCUGAAUGUACUAUCAGCUCUGAAUGCCCAAUGAACAAAGCGUGUGUCAAGAACCACUGCAUCAAUCCUUGUAACCAGACUUGCGGCACAAAUGCUAUAUGUGGAGUUGUCAAUCACAUGGCUGUCUGCACUUGUUCUCCAAAAACAACAGGGAACGCGUUCAUAGAAUGCCGACCGUUUGAUAUAGUUCCAGGCAAUCCUUGUCAACCUAGUCCAUGUGGCCCUCACAGUCAAUGUAGGGAAUUUAACAAGCAAGCUGUUUGCUCGUGCCUUGCGGGAUAUCGCGGAGCACCACCUGCCUGUCGACCCGAAUGUGUUGCAAGUUCUGACUGUCCCCUUGACAAAGCAUGUAGCAAUCAAAAAUGUAUUAAUCCAUGCAAAGGAACUUGUGGAGUAAACGCGUUAUGUCAAGUUAUUAAACAUAACCCACUUUGUUCUUGUCCUUCCAGCAUGUCUGGAGAUCCAUUCACUCGAUGCAUUAAUGCCAUUUCUGCUGUUGUAACACCGGGAAAUCCUUGCCAGCCUUCACCAUGCGGGCCAAAUUCUUUGUGUGAAUUAAGUGGUGGUGAAAUUCCAUCAUGUCAAUGCAUGCCUGAUUUCAUUGGCUCCCCGCCAAACUGUCGACCGGAAUGUAUUGCUAAUACUGAAUGCGCACUUCAUUCGGCUUGUGUAAACAAAAAAUGUCAAGAUCCCUGCGCACAGGCUUGUGGUAGAAAUGCAGAGUGUCGAGUAGUUAGCCACACUCCUGUUUGCAUCUGUCCGGAAGGGUUAACUGGUGAUGCUUCUGUACAAUGUGUUGCAUAUGAUAUAAUACACACUGAAGUGAUUUCUCCUUGUUCGCCAUCACCCUGUGGACCUAAUGCUGAAUGCGAAGAGAGAGCUGGAGCUGGAGCAUGUAUUUGUGUAAAAGGUUACUUUGGAAAUCCUUAUGAAGGUUGUCGUCCGGAAUGUUUAGGAAAUUCUGACUGUUCCAGUAAUAAAGCAUGUGUUCGAAAUAAAUGUAUUGAUCCUUGCCCGGGUACAUGUGCUGCCAAUGCAGAGUGUCAAGUAGUCAAUCAUUCGCCCAUGUGUACCUGUAGAUUUGGAUUCAGCGGAGAUCCCUUCAGGCAAUGCGUUAGGCAAAGUGUGGAAUUAGAACAAAAUAAUCCGUGUCAACCGUCACCGUGUGGUCCUAACAGUCAAUGUCGCAUAUCAAAUGGACUGAGUGUAUGCUCCUGUUUACCAGAAUAUAAGGGAUCUCCACCUAAUUGUAGACCAGAAUGUGUUGUCAGUGCAGAAUGUCCAUCAGACAAGGCCUGUAAAAAUCUAAAAUGUAUAACCCCUUGUCCUGGACCAUGCGGUCAAAAUGCAGACUGUAGAGUUAUCAACCACAGUCCUAUUUGUACUUGUCAAAAUAAAUAUACCGGAGAUCCAUUCACAAGAUGUUUUGUUAUAACAGCUCCAGUUGUUGUACCUGCUAUUGAGAGAGAUCCCUGCACACCUUCACCAUGUGGACCCAAUUCAUUAUGCCGAAAUUUAAAUGGAUAUCCGUCAUGUUCUUGUCAACCCAAUUAUGAAGGUAGCCCGCCAAACUGUCGACCUGAGUGCUCCAUUAAUGAAGAUUGUGCAAGUAAUUUGGCAUGUAUAAAUCAGAAAUGCAAAGAUCCUUGUCCUGGAUCAUGUGGAAUUAAUGCAAAUUGUCAAGUAUUUAAACAUUUAUCAGUCUGCACAUGCUUCGAGGGUUACACCGGCAAUGCAUUUACACAGUGCACUCCCAUCCCACAUAUUGAACAAGAUGAUCCAUGUAAUCCUUCACCAUGCGGAGCUAAUGCUGAAUGUUUCAAUGGAAAAUGCACAUGCCUUCCGGAAUUCCAAGGAGACCCCUAUUUCGGAUGUCGACCUGAAUGUGUACAAAGUUCUGAGUGUAAUAAUGAUAAAGCAUGUAUAAAGAAUAAAUGUGUCAAUCCUUGUCCAGGGCCGUGUGCGCAGAAUGCACUUUGUAAUGUUUACAAUCACAUACCGAUGUGUUCUUGUCCAGAACGCAUGGCUGGCAAUGCCUUUUUUGAAUGUCGUCCUUUAAUAGAAACUGUACCUGCAAAUCCUUGCCAACCAUCUCCAUGUGGCCCCAACAGCCAAUGUAAGGAAGGAAAUGGUCAGGCUGUGUGUUCCUGCGCGCCUAAUAACAUCGGAGCUCCACCAAAUUGUCGGCCAGAAUGUACAAUAAGCGCUGAAUGUCCAUUAAGCGAAGCUUGUAGCAAUCAGCGGUGUGUUAAUCCAUGUCUGGGCAGCUGUGGCUAUAAUGCGGAAUGCAAAGUGGUCAACCAUAACCCUAUAUGUACUUGCCCAACGUCGUUCACCGGGGAUCCUUUUACAAGAUGUUUAAAGAUUGCUGAUAAAAUACCAGAACCAGUAAACCCUUGUACACCUUCACCAUGUGGACCUAAUUCUGAAUGUAAGGAAGUAAACGGUGCCCCAGCAUGUACAUGUUUGAUCAAUUUCCACGGGCAACCACCUUACUGCAGACCUGAAUGUACAAGCAAUGAAGAAUGUUCAUUACAACAAUCUUGCGUUUACAAUAAGUGUACCAAUCCCUGCGAAGGCACCUGUGCUGUGAAUGCAGAAUGCAGGGUAGUAAGCCACUCGCCAAUAUGUUUAUGCCCGCAAGGUUUUAUUGGCGAUCCUUUCGUCCAGUGCACACCUGAACCAUUGCAGACUGAUGUAAAUCUGAGCCCUUGUUCACCGUCCCCUUGUGGUGUUAAUGCUGAAUGCAAGGAACGAAAUAAUGCUGGAUCAUGUAUGUGCAUUGAAGGGUACCUCGGUAAUCCAUACGAAGGUUGCAGACCAGAAUGCGUAGUAAACACAGAUUGUCAAUCAAACAGAGCAUGUUUGAAAAAUAAAUGUGUUGACCCAUGCCCUGGUAGUUGUGGCGUUGGUGCCACAUGUCAAGUCGUUAACCAUGCACCUUUGUGUACUUGUAUACAAGGUUUUACCGGAGAUCCUUUUAGAUACUGCGUUUACCAAGAACCACAAUUAUUGCCUGAUCCUUUGGACGUGUGUUAUCCAUCGCCCUGUGGCCCAAAUAGCCAAUGUAAAGCAGUAAAUAACCAGGCUGUGUGUUCAUGCCUCGUUGAAUAUGUAGGAUCGCCUCCGAACUGCCGUCCUGAAUGUGUAGUUAGUUCUGAAUGUCCUCACGAUAAGGCCUGUGUCAACAAAAAGUGUAUGAACCCAUGCCCCAAGCCUUGCGGACUCAAUGCAGACUGUAAAAUAAUAAAUCAUAGUCCGAUAUGCUCAUGUAAAUCAUCUUAUACUGGAGAUCCGUUUACAAUUUGCACCUUAAUCAGAAUUGAACAAUCUCCGGCUAUAAUAAAUCCAUGCUACCCAUCUCCUUGUGGUCCAAAUUCAGAAUGCAGGGAAAUCGGGAGUACACCUUCUUGUUCUUGCUUACCAACAUUCAUCGGCCAUCCACCCAACUGUAGACCAGAAUGUACAAUUCAUUCUGAUUGCUCCAGUGACCGUGCAUGUAUUAAUUCUAAAUGUCAAGACCCAUGCCCAGGCUCCUGCGGUGUAUCUGCCCUGUGUAGUGUUCAAAACCACAUUCCGAUAUGCUCUUGCAAAGAGGGUGAUAUUGGCGAUCCUUUCACUCUUUGUAAGCCACAACCAUUACAAGUCGAACCAAGUGUUAUAGACGCAUGCACCAACAUCCGCUGCGGACCAAAUGCUGAAUGUAAUAAUGGACAAUGUAUGUGUCUCGAAGGGUAUCAAGGUGACCCUUACUUUAAUUGUAGACCGGAAUGUGUAUUUAGCACGGACUGCCCUCAACAUCAAACUUGUGUUCAGAGAAAAUGCUUAGAUCCAUGUAUUGGCGCGUGUGGACAAAAUGCUAUUUGCCAAGUAGUAAAUCAUAUUCCGAUGUGUAGUUGUCAGAGCGGAUACACAGGAAAUGCUUUCGUAAUAUGUAAUAUUGUGAGAGAAAAACCAACAGAAAACCCAUGCGCCACUGCUGUAUGUGGACCUAACAGUCAGUGUCGUCAGAUCAAUAAUCAAGCUGUAUGCUCAUGUCUUCCAUCUUAUUUGGGUAUUCCUCCUGCUUGUCGUCCUGAAUGUGUUUUGAAUGCUGAAUGUGCACAAAAUCAAGCAUGCAUACAGCAGAAGUGCGUCAACCCUUGCAUUGGUGCUUGCGGUCUUCGAGCUACAUGUGAAGUCAGAAAUCAUAACCCUAUGUGCACAUGUCCAUCAACAUAUAGUGGGAAUCCUUUUGUGGAAUGUAUAUACAUUCAGAGCACUCCUGUUAUCGUCAACCCAUGCCUACCAUCGCCAUGUGGCCCAAAUUCACUAUGUCAAGAUAAUAAUGGAACUCCAUCUUGCACUUGUUUACCAGAGUUUAAAGGAACACCACCAUACUGUAAACCAGAAUGUAUUAGCAAUAGCGAAUGUCCCGUACAUCUGGCCUGUGUUAAUCAAAAAUGUAAAGAUCCCUGUAUACAAGCAUGUGGAACCCAUGCAGAAUGUCGAGUAGUUAGUCACUCGUCAAUGUGCGUUUGCCCUCAAGGAUAUAGCGGUGAUCCCUUCACCCAAUGUUUAGUCUCGCAUACGGAAAUUCCAACACCAUGCACACCUUCUCCUUGUGGGCCCAAUGCUGUAUGUAGAGAGCAAAAUAGGGUAGGAUCAUGUGUUUGUAAUGAAGGGUAUUUUGGAAAUCCAUAUGAAGGAUGCCGACCCGAAUGUGUAAGCGACUCUGACUGUCCAGGAAAUAGAGCUUGUUUAAAUAAUAAAUGUCAGGAUCCUUGUCCGGGCACCUGUGGAAUAAAUGCUGAGUGCACAACUAUAAAUCAUGCUCCGAGAUGUACUUGUUUAUCAGGAUUUACUGGAGAUGCAAUUAGACGAUGUUAUUCUGUACCUAUUCAAGAUGUCACUCGAAUUAAUGUUUGUCAUCCGAGUCCAUGCGGACCCAAUAGUGUAUGUAAAGAAAUCAACGGUCAAGCUGUAUGCAGUUGCUUGCCAAAUUACGUCGGUAUUCCACCUUCAUGCAAGCCAGAGUGCACUCUUAAUUCAAAUUGCCCUUCGGAUAAAGCCUGUAUAAACCAAAAAUGCAUAGACCCUUGUCCUGGUACAUGUGGUCAGAAAGCGGACUGCCGAGUGUUUAAUCACAAUCCAAUAUGUAGCUGUAGAUCUGGAUUUACUGGAGAUCCUUUCACUAGAUGUUACACAAAACCUAUGCCUCAACCGCAGCUAGAUGAAAAUAGAGAUCCUUGUGUACCUUCUCCAUGCGGACCAAAUGCUGAAUGCCGAAAUAUUGGUGGACAACCAUCUUGCUCUUGUUUAAACAAUUUUAUAGGAAGCCCACCUAAUUGUCGACCUGAAUGUGUUACAAAUCAAGAUUGUAUCAGUUCUCUCGCAUGUAUAAAUGAAAAAUGUAAAGAUCCGUGUCCUGGCUCGUGCGGACAAAACGCAAUAUGCACUGUUAUGAAACAUAUUUCUAUUUGUACUUGCCAUGAAGGAUAUAAAGGUGAUCCAUUUACUGGCUGCCAUCUAGAACCAAUUCAAGUUGUGCCCGCUGACCUUUGUAACCCCUCACCAUGUGGAGCAAAUGCAAAUUGUAAUAAUGGAGAGUGCACUUGUCUGCCAGAAUAUCACGGAGACCCAUAUAUAGCUUGCCGACCUGAAUGCACAGUUAGUUCAGACUGUCAAAGAAACCAAAUUUGUGUUAACAUGAAAUGCAAAAACCCUUGUCCAGAUACUUGUGGCGUUAAUGCAAUUUGCGAAGUUGUUAACCAUAUACCGAUGUGCAGCUGUCCUACGGGUUAUACAGGCAAUUCUUUUGUAGCUUGCAAUAUUAAUCCUGUGCCUUUACCAUCUAAUCCCUGUAAUCCUUCGCCAUGUGGACCAAACAGUCAAUGUAGAGAGAUCAAUAGUGUGGCGGUUUGCUCCUGUAUACCAGGGUUUUCAGGAAAUCCGCCAACGUGUAGACCUGAGUGUACAACCAGUGCAGAAUGUCCGCUAAAUAAAGCAUGCAACAAUUACAAAUGCGUUGAUCCAUGUAAAGGUGCUUGCGGUAUUAAUGCUCUUUGUGAAGUCGUGAACCACAACCCGAUUUGUUCUUGUCCAAGAGAUUUUACAGGAGAUCCAUUUACAAGAUGUAUUACAAAACCACUUCAAGUUCCUGUGCAAAUAAACCCUUGUGUACCGUCACCAUGCGGCCCAAAUUCAGUGUGUCAAGCUAUUACCGACUCGCCAUCGUGCUCUUGUAUGCCCGACUUCAUUGGAAAUCCACCAAAUUGCCGCCCUGAAUGUACUAGUAACAGUGAAUGUUCCAAUGAUUUAGCCUGUAUAAAUAAUAGAUGUGCGGACCCUUGCAUUGGUGCAUGUGGUUCGAUGUCACUUUGCCGCGUCACGAGUCAUACACCCAAUUGCGUAUGUCCACAAGGAUAUUUCGGAGAUCCAUUUAUACAAUGUCAUCUACAACCUAUUGAAAAUGCUCUGGAAAAUUUAACACCAUGUUCACCGUCACCAUGUGGAAGUAACGCCAUCUGUAAAGAACGAAAUAACAUAGGGUCAUGUAUCUGUUCGGAUGGAUAUUUUGGAAACCCCUACGAAGGUUGUAGACCAGAAUGUACUGUUAAUACGGAUUGCCCAUCGAACAAAAUAUGUCAACAAAAUAAAUGUCAGGACCCAUGUCCUGGUGCAUGUGGUGAAAAUGCCCUAUGUCAUGCCGUUAACCACGUUCCCAUUUGCACAUGUGUAGCUGGAUACACAGGAAAUCCGUUCCAGAAAUGUAUUAUAAGACAACUAGAGGUGAUUACUAAACCGUGCACUCCGUCUCCUUGUGGACUAAAUAGCGUCUGUAAAGUAGUUAAUGAUCAGGCCGUAUGUAGUUGUCUGCCCGAAUAUAGAGGUGCUCCUCCAAACUGUCGACCCGAAUGUAUUGUCAGUGCCGAAUGUCCAGUGAACCGUGCUUGUGAUAAUCAGAAAUGUGUUGAUCCAUGUAAAAGACAAUGUGGACUGAAUACCAAUUGUCAAGUGAUAAAUCACAGCCCUAUUUGCUCCUGUAUUGAACGCUAUACUGGCGAUCCAUUCAGCCGAUGUUACCCAAUUAUCUUAAGUAUGCCUAGUCAAGUUGAACCUAGAAAUCCUUGUUUACCUUCACCUUGCGGACCUUUUAGUGAAUGCAGAGAUAUAGGCCAAAUUCCAUCUUGCACUUGUUUGCCAAACUAUAUCGGAGCACCUCCAGCAUGCCGGCCAGAGUGUGUUAUUAAUUCUGAUUGCCCCAGUAAUUUGGCAUGCAUAAAUCAAAAAUGUGCAGAUCCUUGUCCAGGCUCAUGUGGAAUAAAUGCUCAAUGUUCUGUAAAUAGGAAUAUGCCUAUUUGCUCUUGCCUUGACAAUUACGUAGGUGAUGCUUUCACGGAAUGCAAAUUACAAGAUGUCAUUCAAGAUGAAAUUGAUGCAUGUAAUCCAUCGCCUUGCGGACCUAAUGCAGUCUGUAACAAUGGCGAAUGUACAUGUUUGCCUGAAUAUCAUGGUGAUCCGUACUUCGAAUGUCGUCCAGAAUGUGUCCUGAGUACAGACUGUCCACUAAACAAGGCUUGUCUUCGUAACAAAUGCUUUAAUCCUUGUAACAGUGGCGUUUGUGCAGCAACUGCACUAUGUGAAGUAAUAAAUCAUGUACCAAUGUGCAGAUGUCCCGAACGUAUGACAGGAAAUGCUUUUAUUCAGUGUUCACCAUUAGAAGUUGUUCGCCUUGAGCCAUGCCAACCAAACCCUUGUGGCCCAAAUAGUCAAUGUCGUGAUAUUAAUGGGCAGGCGGUAUGUUCAUGCCUUGUCGGCUUUAUAGGAAGCCCACCCUCCUGCAGGGCAGAAUGCAUAGUGAGCACUGAUUGUUCGCCCAGUCAAGCUUGUAGCAACAGAAAAUGUAUUGACCCAUGCCAAGGCACGUGUGGCAUUGCAGCUAAAUGCCAAGUCAUAAAUCAUAAUCCGAUAUGUUCAUGUCCAGGACGUUACACCGGAAAUCCUUUCGCCAGAUGUUUUGUUUUAGAUUUUAAACCGGAACCGAUAAAUCCAUGCAUACCGUCACCAUGUGGACCUAAUUCCAUCUGUAAAGAAAUAUCUGAAAAUCCUUCAUGUUCUUGUAUGACUGGCUAUUUAGGAUCUCCACCUCAUUGCAAGCCGGAAUGCAUAAGUAAUAACGAAUGUCCGUCUAAUCAUGCUUGCAUUAACGAAAAAUGCGCUGACCCAUGUCCAGGAUCUUGUGGUAGUAAUACUGAAUGUCAUGUAAUCAGUCACUCGCCCUCAUGUUCUUGUUUGCCCGAUUAUACUGGCGAUCCAUUUACACAUUGCCACAGAACUGCAAUAGUACCAGAAGUUGUAAGCCCUUGUCAACCUUCUCCAUGCGGCGCGAAUGCUGUUUGUAAAGAGUUCAACGGAGCAGGGUCUUGUACAUGUUUGCCAGAAUAUAUUGGAAAUCCUUAUGAAGGCUGUAGACCAGAGUGUGUCCUUAACACUGAUUGUACAUCAGAUAAGGCAUGUAUAAGAAAUAAAUGCGCAGAUCCAUGUCCUGGUGCCUGUGCUCCUAAUGCCUUGUGCCAAGUUGUAAAUCACGCCCCUUCAUGCUCUUGCGACCGAGGAUUCACUGGGGAUCCAUUCCGCUUUUGUGUUGCUGAACAAAUACUGGAAAUGCCUGUUGAUGUAUGUCAACCAUCACCUUGUGGACCGAACAGUAGAUGCCAGGAAGUUAAUAAACAAGCGGUAUGCUCCUGUUUACCUAAUUACAUCGGAACUCCACCUAGUUGCCACCCAGAGUGUACAGUAAGCUCUCAAUGCCCUAGAGAUAAAGCUUGCAUAAAUCAAAAAUGCCAAAAUCCAUGCGUUGAUGCUUGUGGUUUGAACACGGAAUGUAGGGUAAUAAAUCACAGUCCAAUCUGUCAGUGCAAACAAAGAUAUACAGGAGAUCCGUUUACGAGAUGUAAUCCUAUUCAACCUCCGUUAUCUAAUCCAGAUUUAGAACCGUACAAAAAUCCAUGCGUUCCAUCACCUUGUGGUCCUAAUUCUCUUUGUAAGGAAAUAGGAUCCGUACCGUCUUGCACUUGUAUGGCUAACUAUGUUGGGAGUCCACCAAAUUGUCGACCUGAGUGUACGAUUAAUGCUGAGUGCCCAGCGUCUCAAGCUUGUAUACAACAGAAAUGUCGCGAUCCUUGUUUAGGCUCGUGCGGCAUAGGUGCUAUAUGCUCAGUAUCUCAACAUGUGCCGAUAUGCAUUUGCCCCGAAGGAUACGCUGGUGAUGCUUUUACAGCAUGCUCACCGAAGCCGCCAGAAAAUGAUGCCACGGAUAAGUGUGAACCAUCUCCUUGUGGACCAAAUGCUAUCUGUAAUGAUGGGAUAUGUACUUGUCUAGAAGAACACCAAGGAGAUCCAUAUAUCGGAUGUCGACCGGAAUGUGUCUUGAGCUCCGAUUGUCCGAGGAAUAAAGCAUGUUCCAAAAAUAAGUGUAUCAACCCUUGUGAAGGCACAUGUGCUUCUAAUGCUAUUUGCGAUGUAAUAAACCAUAUUCCAAUGUGUAGUUGCCCUCAAGGAAUGACAGGCAACGCUUUUUAUAACUGCGACCCUAUCAAAGUGCCUAUAUCAACAAAUCCCUGCUAUCCAUCUCCUUGUGGUCCGAAUAGUCAAUGCAAAGAAAUAAGUGGACAAGCUGUAUGCACCUGUGUAGUAGGUUAUAUAGGAAGCCCACCACUAUGUCGACCGGAAUGCGUCGUUAGCUCUGACUGUCCACUUAACAAAGCUUGUAGCAAUCAGAAAUGUAUUAACCCUUGCAUAGGAUCUUGUGGUGUAGGAGCAAAGUGUAAUGUAGUAAAACACAACCCUAUCUGUACAUGUCCUUCGAAAUAUACAGGGGAUCCGUUUAUCAGAUGUGUGCCUUUUAAGCCGGUAGAUGUUAAUGUAACACCUUGCGUACCCUCACCGUGUGGACCAAACUCAAUUUGCAAAGUCAUUGGAGAAACUCCUUCGUGUACUUGUAUGCCUGAUUUCUUUGGUUCGCCCCCACAUUGUAGACCAGAAUGUAGUAGCAACGGUGAAUGUCCUUCGAAUCUAGCCUGCGUUAAUCAAAGAUGUAAAGAUCCGUGUACAAAUGCUUGCGGUGUAAACGCACAAUGUAAAGCGAUCAGUCACUCCCCGAUGUGUUUCUGCGAAAAUGGAUACAUUGGAGAUCCUUUCUCUAGUUGCAUCAUACAACAAGAUAUUCUCAUCGAAAAACCAAAACCAUGCCAACCUUCGCCUUGUGGACCUAAUGCUAUCUGCAAAGAAUAUAAAAACGCUGGGUCUUGUAUAUGUCUUUCUGAUUAUAUUGGAAAUCCUUAUGAAGGUUGUCGACCAGAAUGUACUGUUAAUACAGACUGUUUAUCAAAUAAAGCAUGCAUAAGAAACAAAUGUCAAGAUCCAUGCCCAGGUACAUGUGGAUUAAUAGCAACAUGUGUUGUAGUUAAUCAUUUGCCAGUUUGCUCCUGUCCACCUGGAUAUAAUGGAGAUCCAUAUGUACAAUGUCGUGUGGAAACAGAAUUAAUUCCUUCGCCAGCUACACCAUGCGUACCAAAUCCAUGCGGGUCCAAUAGUAUUUGUCGUCCAGUAAACGGACAAAGUGUUUGUUCGUGUAUGCCUAACUACAUUGGAUCACCUCCUGGCUGUCGACCAGAGUGCACAAUUAGUUCAGAAUGUACAUCAGAAAAAGCAUGUGUAAAUAAAAAAUGUGUCGAUCCCUGUCCCGGACAUUGUGGAUUAAAUGCUAAUUGCAGAGUAAUUAAUCACAGCCCAAUAUGCUCAUGCAAGUUUGGUUUUAUUGGCGAUCCGUUUAUUCGCUGCUUCGUACAACCAACUGCACCAGUAGAGUCUGAACCUUAUCGAAAUCCUUGUGUUCCAAACCCUUGUGGCGAGAACGCAAUUUGCCGUGAUAUAAAUGGAACGCCAUCUUGUAGCUGUAUGCAAAAUUACCAAGGUCAACCUCCAAACUGUAGACCAGAAUGUGCAAUUAAUCAAGAUUGUCCUUCAAAUAAAGCAUGUGUAAAUAUGAAGUGCAUGGAUCCAUGCCCUGGUAGUUGCGGUCAAAAUAGUAUUUGUACCGUAUUUAAUCAUCAUCCAGCUUGCACAUGUCAACAAAGUUACACGGGCGACCCGUUCUCAUAUUGUGUUCCAAUCCCACCUAUUCAAGAUGAAAUUCCAUCAGAUCCAUGUAAUCCAUCGCCUUGCGGAUUCAAUACCAAUUGCAGAGACGGCAUAUGCACGUGUUUAGAAGAGUAUCAAGGAGAUCCUUAUGUAGGUUGCACACCAGAAUGUGUAGUCAACAUGGAUUGUAAUUUGGACAAAGUUUGUUCUCGGAAUAAAUGUGUCAACCCAUGUCCGGACAUAUGUGCCACGAGUGCUAAUUGUAACGUAUAUAAUCAUAUACCAAUUUGCACAUGCCCGGAGGGAAGUACAGGAAAUGCUUUCAUUGAAUGCCAUCCCUUCGAAAUUAUCAAAGUCGAACCUUGUGAUCCAAAUCCAUGUGGUCCAAAUAGCCAGUGCAGAAAUACAAAUAAUCAAGCAGCCUGCUCAUGUUUACCCACGUAUAUUGGGAGCCCUCCAACCUGCAGGCCAGAAUGUACAAUAAGUGCUGAAUGCCCCCGAAAUGAGGCUUGCAAUAACCAUAAAUGUAUAAAUCCCUGCAUAGGAACAUGUGGUUAUGGAGCCAGAUGUGAAGUCAUUAAUCAUAAUCCCAUAUGUUCAUGUCCAUCAGAAUACACAGGAGAUCCGUUUACACGCUGUAUUGCUAUAGUAGCUGCACCUUUACCGCCGGUCGAUCCAUGCACACCAUCUCCAUGUGGACCCUAUUCUAUAUGCAAAGUUAUAGGAGAAUCUCCAUCCUGUACCUGUCAAUCAAAUUACAUUGGCUCUCCACCUAAUUGUCGCCCAGAAUGUGUCAGCAAUUCUGAAUGUCCCAGCAAUACAGCCUGUAUUAAUCAGAAAUGUAGAGAUCCCUGUCCGGGUAGCUGUGGUUACAAUGCUGACUGUAAAGUAAUAAGCCAUGCUUUAGUUUGCACUUGUCCUUUUGAUCAAACAGGUGACCCUCUGGUUUCUUGUAAUAAAAUAACAGAAAUUUCAAUCGAAUACAAUUCUCCGUGUGAACCUUCUCCUUGUGGAUUAAAUGCUGAGUGUUUAGAACGGAACGGAGCUGGAUCUUGCAUAUGUAUCGCAGCUUAUGUUGGUAAUCCGUAUGAAGGAUGUCGGCCAGAAUGUAUUAUCAAUAGUGAUUGUCCGCCAAUGUUAGCCUGCGUCCAAAACAAAUGUAGCGACCCUUGUCCUGGUGUUUGCGCUAGGAACGGGAUAUGCCAAGUUGUGAAUCAUUUACCAUCCUGUUACUGCCCACCAGGUUUAACUGGCAAUGCGUACACAUAUUGUGUUGAAAAAACAGAAGAUUUUACCAAACCUGCGCCUUGUACUCCCACGCCCUGUGGUCCAAAUAGUCAAUGUCGCGAAGUAAAUUCUCAAGCUGUAUGCAGCUGCCAGGAUGAUUUCGUAGGAACUCCACCAAACUGUAGACCUGAAUGUACUAUAAAUAGUGAGUGUACAGUUGACAAAGCCUGCAUUAAUCGAAAAUGUGUAGAUCCAUGCAUAAGUCAAUGUGCAAGAAAUGCCAAUUGCAAAGUGAUUGCUCAUAACCCGAUGUGCUUCUGCACAGAACGCUACACUGGUGAUCCGUUUACCAAUUGUGUACCAAUGCCGAUAGUUGACCCAGUACCAGAACCUAAUGUACAUCCUUGCAUACCGUCACCUUGCGGACCAAAUUCAGAAUGUCAAGAAUAUAACGGAGUAGCACGUUGUACUUGCCUCAAAAACUAUAUUGGAGCACCACCACGAUGCCGACCGGAAUGUACUAUAAAUUCCGAAUGUAGUGCUAUUACAGCAUGCAUCAAUAAUAAAUGUAUUGACCCUUGCCCGGGAGCCUGUGGAAACAAUGCACAAUGUAAUGUUUAUAACCAUGGCCCCAUAUGUUCAUGUUUACCUGGUUAUUCUGGAGAUCCUUUCAGUAGUUGCGUUAUACAGCAAGAUGUGGAACCUGUAGAUCCUUGUUUGCCGUCACCGUGUGGUGCUAAUGCCAUUUGUCAAGAUGGAAUCUGUUCCUGUCUAGCGGAAUAUUACGGUGACCCUUACUUUGGAUGUAAGCCGGAAUGUGUACUAAACUCUGAUUGUCCACGUGACAAGGCUUGUAUAAAGAACAAGUGUAAAGAUCCUUGCUUUGGAAUAUGUGGAACUGAUGCAAUAUGCGAAGUUUUCAAUCAUAUACCUAUGUGUUCUUGCCCAACUGGAUUUACUGGAGCUCCUUUCCAAUAUUGUACAAAAAUAAAUGAACCUUCCAUACCAACGAAUUUAUGUGAACCCUCUCCUUGUGGACCUAAUAGCCAAUGCAGAGCAGUAAACGGACAUGCAGUUUGUGUUUGUGUUACUGGUUAUAAAGGAAGUCCACCAAAUUGCAGACCAGAAUGUGUUGUUAGUUCUGACUGCAAAUUAAAUCAAGCGUGUUCUAAUCAGAAAUGUAUAGAUCCGUGUCCAGGGGCGUGUGGGCGUAACGCUCAAUGCAUAGUCGUCAACCAUAAUCCUAUAUGCACGUGUUUGCCAGGAUAUUCAGGCGAUCCAUUUUCAACAUGCCAAUUUAUCCCUGCAAUACCGCCAAUAAAAAUAAACCCCUGCCUUCCCUCACCUUGUGGACCUAAUUCGGAAUGCACUGAGAGUGAAAAUAAUGCACAGUGUAGAUGUUUACGUGAAUUCAUCGGUGCCCCACCAAAUUGUAGACCUGAAUGCACAAGCAAUAGCGAAUGUUCAACUAAUAUGGCUUGUAUCAAUCAAAAAUGCCGAGACCCUUGCCCAGGUUCUUGUGGUUUGAAUGCUGAAUGCAGAGUUGUAAGUCAUACGCCGAUUUGCCAGUGUCAGAUCGGUUUUGCCGGAGACCCAUUCAUAUCCUGCAACAUUAUAAUUGCCAGUUCAAUUCAAGAAAGGCCAACACCAUGUGUCCCUUCACCUUGCGGUGCUAACGCUGAAUGUCAUGAACGUAACAAUGCAGGGUCGUGCACUUGUAUACCUGGCUAUUUCGGAAACCCGUACGAAAAUUGUAAACCAGAAUGCACAAUAAACUCAGAUUGUCCGUCAAACCUUGCUUGUAUACAAAAUAAAUGCAAAGAUCCUUGUCCUGGUACUUGUGGAAUAAAUGCUCAAUGUAAUGUAAUUAACCAUAUUGCAAGUUGUUCCUGUUUAGAAAAUUAUUACGGUGAUCCAUAUCAAAUAUGCAAUUACAAGCAACAAGACGAAACAACAGACCCUUGUAAUCCUUCCCCAUGCGGUCCGAACAGUCAAUGUAAAUCUCAAAGUGGAUUAGCAAUAUGUACUUGUUUAAGCGGAUAUCAAGGAUCACCACCCAUGUGUCGACCCGAAUGUGUAACUAGCUCCGAAUGUCCGCUUGAUAAAAUCUGUGAAGAGCUCAAAUGCAUAACCCCCUGUCCGAGAAGCUGCGGAAUAAACACUGAUUGUAGAGUAAUCAAACAUAGUCCUAUUUGUAGCUGUAAACAGGGUUAUACCGGGGAUCCAUUCUCCGUUUGUUAUAUAAUACCUGAUAGAAAGCCAAUACUUAUAGAACAGGUAGAUCCCUGUGUACCAUCUCCGUGUGGACUGAAUGCAGAUUGCCGGAAUAUUGGAGGCAUACCAUCAUGUACUUGUACAAUUGGUUUCAUUGGCAGCCCGCCGAAUUGUAGACCAGAAUGCGUUAUUAAUGACGAUUGCAGUAAUGAUAAAGCUUGUAUUAAUACCAAGUGUCAAAACCCAUGCCUCGGUUCAUGUGGAAUAAAUGCAUUAUGCAAUGUAAUAAAACAUGUUCCGGUCUGUUCAUGUCCAUCGGGAUACGAGGGCAAUCCAUUCUCAGCGUGUACUUUGAAACCUCAAGAAACUGAGCCACAACCUGAUCCAUGCCAUCCGUCACCAUGUGGUGCUAACGCCGAAUGUAAUAAUGGAGUUUGUAAAUGUUUACCGGAAUAUCAUGGAGACCCAUAUUUCGGUUGUAGACCUGAAUGUGUACUUAAUACUGAUUGCCCCUUAGACAGAACAUGCUUACGUUUCAAAUGUGUGGACCCUUGUCGGGACAUGUGUGGUCUUAAUGCAGAAUGCAAUGUGUAUAAUCACAUUGCUAUUUGUAGUUGUCCCCAGGACAUGACGGGUAAUGCGUUCACACAAUGCACACCAAUAGAAAAACCGGUAAUCACAAAUCCAUGCCGACCAUCUCCAUGUGGGCCCAACAGUGUUUGUCGUGAUUUCAAUAAUCAAGCGAUAUGUGCUUGUAUACAAGGAUUUGUAGGCAAUUCUCCUAACUGCAGACCAGAGUGUAUUCAAAGCACUGAUUGCCCUCCUUCUCAAGCAUGCAUUAAUCAAAAAUGUCAAGAUCCAUGUCCUGGUUCCUGUGGCUCAAAUGCUCUAUGUAAUGUUUAUAACCAUAAUCCUAUAUGCAGUUGUCCAGCAAAAUACAGUGGUUCACCUUUUACGCAUUGCUAUGUUGUGAUAGACGAUGCUCCACCUAAAAGUCCUUGUACGCCGUCACCAUGUGGACCAAAUAGCAUCUGUAAAGUAGUUGGAGAAGGCAACUCACCGAUCUGUUCCUGUCUACCUACAUUCGAUGGCACCCCACCAGGAUGUAAAAGAGAAUGCACAGCGAAUGAUGAAUGCCCAAUGGACAAAGCAUGUAUUAAUUAUAAAUGUGUGGACCCAUGUCCUGGCUCGUGUGGUAUUAAUACCUUGUGCAGCGUUCAUCUACACAGCCCAAUGUGUUCCUGUCAGAAUGGCUACACAGGCGAUCCAUUCACAUCAUGCUAUCAAGAACUACCUAAGCCUACUCCUGUAAACCCAUGUAAUCCAUCACCUUGUGGUGCAAACGCGCGUUGUAAAGUGUCAACAAACGGAGCAGCGGCUUGUCUGUGUGAACUUGGUUAUUUUGGCAAUCCUUACGAAUCUUGCAGACCAGAGUGCACAGUGAAUUCUGAUUGUCCAUAUAAUAAGAUGUGCUUAAGAAAUAAAUGCCAAGAUCCAUGUCCAGGAACUUGUGGGCCAACAGCUAUUUGCCAAGUCAUUAAUCACAUUCCAGUAUGUAGCUGUGCAACAGGAUAUACAGGAAAUCCAUACACAUAUUGUCAUAUAAUAUUGGAUGUACCAGUGUCAAUGCCACAAGACCCAUGCAUGCCUAAUCCAUGUGGCAGUAAUUCAAUUUGUAAGAAUAAUAAUGGUCAAGUGUCAUGUUCAUGCAUGCCUGACUUUUUCGGAUCACCUCCGAAUUGUCGACCAGAGUGUACGAUCAACUCGGAAUGUGAGGCUACGAAGACCUGUAUAAAACAAAAAUGUGUUGAUCCAUGUGUCGGUGUCUGUGGGGUAAAUGCUGAAUGUAGAGCUGUCAACCAUGCACCAAUCUGUAGUUGUAGACAGGACUUUGAAGGCGACCCAUUCAUACGAUGUACACCUAUAAGACAACUACCCGCACCGGAAUUAAAUCCGUGUGUACCCUCACCAUGCGGUCCGAAUUCAGUCUGUCAAGUGACAAACAAAAUACCGGUGUGUAUAUGCAUGGACACAUACAUUGGAUCGCCACCUAAUUGUAAACCCGAAUGCACAAUAAAUUCCGAUUGCGCUAGUGACAAGGCGUGUAUCAAUAAUAAAUGCCGUGACCCUUGUGUCGGAUCUUGUGGUCUACAAACUGAAUGUCACGUGUACCAACAUGCUGCAGUAUGCAGUUGCAAAGAAGGAUUCACCGGAAAUCCUUUCCAAAGUUGUGGCAUUGUAGAACACAUAGAACCAGUGCCCACAGUAUUUGAUAAAUGCAAUCCAAGCCCGUGUGGUUCUAAUGCUGACUGUAAUGAAGGCGUAUGUACAUGCAGAUCUAGUUAUUUCGGCAAUCCAUAUUUAAGUUGCCGACCUGAAUGUACGCAUAAUUCAGAUUGCGCAUUAAAUCGUGCUUGCCACAAUAACAAAUGUGAAGACCCUUGCAUUAAUCUGUGUGGUCAAGGAGCAUUAUGCGAUGUCUACAAUCAUAUUCCAAUGUGUAGCUGUCCAACGAAUACUACAGGAAAUGCUUUCUUCUCCUGUUCUGCAAUUAUAGCACCUCCAGUACAAAACCCUUGCGUUCCUUCUCCGUGUGGCCCAAACAGUAUAUGCCGUACUGUUUACGAGCAAGCAAUGUGUUCGUGUUUGAUAGGCUACAUCGGUGUUCCACCUUCAUGCAGACCUGAAUGUUUAGUAGACUCUGAUUGUACUACAACGAUGUCAUGUUCAAAUCAGAAAUGUGUCAAUCCAUGUCAAGGUUCAUGUGGAUUAAAUGCUGAGUGCAAAGUUCACAACCACAAACCCAUUUGUUAUUGCCCGAAUGGCUAUAAUGGCGAUCCGUUUACCCGAUGCACAAUUAUAAUUCAAACUGAACCACCACGCCCACGUAAGCCCUGCGAGCCAUCACCAUGUGGACCAAAUUCUGUAUGCAGAGUUGUUGGUGAUUCACCGACAUGUUCGUGUGUAUCAGGUUUUAUAGGCAACCCUCCGUACUGUCGUCCAGAAUGUAUAACAAACAGCGAAUGCAGUUUUGAUAAAGCCUGCGUUAGCAAAAAAUGUGUUGAUCCAUGCAUAGGAGCAUGUGGCAAAAGUGCUGAUUGUCGAGUGAUAAGUCAUUCCCCACAGUGCGUAUGUCGAACAGGCUAUGAAGGCGAUGCGUUUGAUCAAUGUGUACCUAUUCGCUCUCAAACACCAGUAGAACCUGCUAAGCCAUGCUCACCAAAUCCUUGUGGUCUUAAUGCCAUAUGCCAAGAACGCAAUAACGUCGGUAGUUGUACAUGUUCUCCUGGUUUCUUCGGUAAUCCGUAUGAAGGGUGCAGACCGGAAUGUGUUGUAAAUUCUGAUUGCUCGGAUAACUUGGCCUGCGUCAUAAACAAAUGUCAAGAUCCUUGCCCAGGUCUUUGUGGAACAAAUGCACUUUGCCAGGUAGUUAAUCAUGUGCCUAACUGCAUUUGUGUACACGGCUACGUCGGAAAUCCUUACGAUAAUUGUAUUCUUAGAACAGAAGAUAAACCGGUGGACCCUUGCAAACCUUCACCGUGUGGACCUUACAGCACGUGUCAAGUGACGAAUAAUCAAGCUAACUGCAGAUGUCUUGCAGAAUAUACUGGCGUUCCACCGAAUUGUCGUCCUGAAUGUUUGACAAGCCCGGAAUGUCCAUUGAAUAAAGCAUGCGUACAGAAAAAAUGCGUCGACCCAUGCAUUGGUACAUGCGGUCAGAAUGCAGAAUGUCAAGUUCAUCGUCACAGCCCAUACUGUAAAUGUACAACUGGUUAUGAGGGAGAUCCAUUUACGAUAUGCAGGAAACCAAUAUUAACACCUACCACCUAUCAGUCCCCCUGCGAUCCUAACCCUUGUGGGCCUUUCUCGAUGUGUAAAGAAGUUAAUGGAGCUGCAAUAUGUAGUUGUAAUGCAGGGUACAUUGGUGCACCUCCACAUUGUUCACCAGAAUGUACUAUUAAUGAGGAUUGUCCCAAUGAUAAGGCUUGUGUUCGGGAAAAAUGCAUCGAUCCCUGUGUGGGCUCCUGUGGACCAAAUACUUAUUGCCGAGCUAUGAAUCAUCUGGCUAUUUGUACUUGUAUUCCUGGCUAUCGUGGCAAUUCUUUCGAAGGUUGUUACAUUCUUAAAGAUCCGGAAAUACCUCCUCCUCUGGAUCCAUGUGUAGUAUCGCCUUGUGGAAGCAAUGCCAUUUGUGACAAUGGGACGUGCUCUUGCAUAAGUGGUUAUCACGGCAAUCCCAAGAUAGAAUGCCGUCCAGAAUGUACUAACGACAACGAAUGCUCAAAACAGAUGGCUUGUGUGCAUUAUAAAUGUGUAAAUCCAUGUAUAAACGCUUGUGGUCUAGAUGCUGUGUGUAACGUUUAUAAUCACCUUGCUAUCUGUGAAUGUCCCACACCAUUACAAGGAGAUCCGUUCCUAGCAUGUCGUCGUAAAUUUGAAUUAACCGUGUCAGACCCUUGCACACCCAAUCCGUGCGGGCCUAAUAGUAUCUGCCGCGCUGCCGGUACUGUUGCGCACUGCUCGUGUCGUCCGGCUACGAGUGAGGAGCGUGGCCCCGGCUGCCAAGCUGAGUGCCGCCGCGAUAGCGACUGUCCCCAAGACCGAGCUUGUCGUAACAGCAAGUGCCGCGAUCCUUGCCCUGGUGCCUGUGGAGCGCACGCAGUUUGCCGUACCAACUUCCAUUCACCUAUUUGCUCCUGUCCCGUUAACUAUAUUGGAGAUCCUUUCGUUCGCUGUUUACCAGCACCGAUUAACACGGAGCCGAAGUCUGCGUGCUCCGAAUGCGGUCUGAACGCUGAUUGCAUCAACAAUCAGUGUCAUUGCAAAGAAAAUUACCUUGGUUCACCUCCAUUCUGCCGCCCUGAGUGCAUAAGUCCUAGCGACUGUGGCAUUCGUCUAACAUGUAUCAACAAGCGUUGUGUUGAUCCCUGCCCUGGAGCUUGCGGUUUCGGCGCUCAGUGCACACCAAUAGCACAUCAACCCCGCUGCGAUUGUCCUCCCACAACAACCGGGAAUCCACUUAUGGAAUGUCGUCCUGUCAAGAUCAUCCCAAAACCAAACGAUCCAUGCACCCCAUCCCCAUGUGGUCCGGGUGCUAUUUGCCGCACGAGAGGAACAGGGGCAUCUUGCGAAUGUGAGGCGGGUCUUCAUGGCGAUCCCUACACAGGGUGUCGUCCAGAAUGUAUCGCAGAUUCAGACUGCUCUCCGUCGCGAGCAUGCAUUCGUUCAAAAUGCCGCGAUCCCUGCCAAGGAACUUGUGGUGUCGGUGCAGAAUGCGAGACAGUCAACCACAUACCACUUUGUUCAUGCCCUACCGGAACUAAAGGAAAUGCCUUUGAAAAAUGUGAUAUUAUUGCUACAGCGCCGCCGUGCACUCCAUCACCUUGCGGCCCAGGAGCGAUUUGCUCAGUAUCAGGAAACAAUGCAGUUUGUUCGUGCCCAACUGGCACUAAUGGUGAUGCUGCAGCAGGGGGCUGUCGACCUGAAUGUGUUGUCAGCUCGGAAUGCCCUCGUGACCUUGCAUGUGUGCGCAAUAAGUGCAUCAACCCGUGUGUGGGCGCUUGCGGCAAUGGCGCCCAAUGCCGCGUUAUCGAUCAUGCUCCCAUAUGCUCGUGUCCUGCACUAACAAGCGGUGAUCCAUUCUUGGAAUGCCGAACUAUAGAAACAUCUGUUUACGAUGACCCUUGCGAUCCAAAUCCGUGUGGACCACAUGGAACAUGCCGCGAUGGGUUCUGCACCUAUCCAGAAUGCAUUGUCAACGAUGACUGUAGCGGAGAUCGGGCGUGUAUCAACCGCAAAUGCACUGAUCCAUGCGUCAACGCCUGCGGUCUCAAUGCGUUAUGUACAGUUGUCAGACACGGUGCUGUCUGUUCUUGUCCAGUCGGAUACACCGGCUCUCCAUUUGUACGUUGCGAACGUAUCUUAAUACCAACUCCACCACCUCAAGUACCAGAAUGUACCAAUGACAACCAAUGCCCUGAUAAUGCCGCUUGUGUAGAUACACACUGCACACCAGUUUGCGGUCCAAAUAAUUGCGGUGUUAAUGCUCGCUGCUUAGGAAAACAACACAGAGCUCGAUGUACCUGUUUACCUGGUUAUGAAGGAGACGCCUAUAGAGGAUGUUAUUCAGUUCAAUGUCACAGCAACAACGACUGCCCAGACGAUGAAAGUUGUGAAGGCAAUUCUUGCAUUAAAGUAUGCACACGCAUACGAUGCGGUAUCAACUCCCACUGUGUAGCUCGAGGUCACAUUGCAUCGUGCGAAUGCGACCCCGGCUCUCGUGGCAAUCCUUGGACUGGAUGCCGCACUUACGAGUGCACGGUACAUGAAGAUUGCGCCUCCUGGUUGGCUUGUAGGGAUGGAUCCUGUCAGGACCCGUGCCCAGGAGCUUGCGCCCCUGGAGCGCUUUGCACAGCUGUACGUCAUACACCAAAUUGCGAGUGUCCACGGGGUACUAUUGGAAAUCCAAAGAUUGAAUGUAAACAAGUACUUGAAACUGUCGAAUGUGAGAAAGACGCCGAUUGUGGACCUGGCCUAGCAUGUCUGCAAGGAAACUGUCAAAAUCCCUGUGAGACUACAUCUUGCGGUGUGCGAGCUGUGUGUCGCGUUGCAAACACACUACCUUUCCGUACCCUCAUAUGCGAGUGUCCCAAACCACUUAGUGGAGAUGCAUCAGUACAAUGCAACCCAAGAGGAGAAUGCACUUCGAAUUCAGACUGCGAUGACGAAGAGACAUGCUUGAACGGUAGAUGCACAGACGCGUGUACCACUACAACGUGCGGUGUUGGUGCUGAAUGUCGCGCUAUGUCGCACGUCGCAUCAUGCCAUUGCGUGCCUCCGCUACAAGGAAACCCCGCGGUUGGAUGCACAACACCUGGUCAACAAGCAGAGUGCAUAUCUGACGAUGUCUGCGGCGCUGCGGAGGCCUGUAUAUCCGGCCACUGCAUAUCGGCGUGCGCCGGUGCUUGCGGGGCUAAUGCACUAUGUUCUCCGAUCAACCAUCGCGCUAGCUGCCGUUGCCCACCAGGCACUGCUGGCGACCCAUCACGAGCUUGUUACACACCUGAAUGUUCAACAGAUGACAACUGUCCGUUUGACAAGAAUUGUGUUAAAGGGUACUGCCAAGAUCCAUGCUUACUGGGGUCACCAUGUGGUCGCGAUGCUUUGUGCGAAGUUGUUGCACACGUGGCUACAUGUCGCUGCCCACCCGGCACACAAGGAGACCCGCGUAGAGCUUGUAUAUCCGCUGUCUGUCAUUACAACGAAGACUGCGAUGAAACACAGACCUGCAACCGCCUCAAUCGAGUCUGUCAGCCAGCUUGCUCUGAUAACGCAUGUGCACCAGGAGCUACUUGUACAGCUCGCAGCCAUAGACCAAUUUGCACGUGUCCAUCUGGUGUCUCUGGUGAUCCUUAUGUUCGUGGUUGUACCAAGGAAAUUGCCUUCCAGUGUUCAAGAGAUUCAGAUUGCGCAGCCCCACUUGCGUGCGUUAACGUUCAAUGUACCGAUCUAUGUCUAAGUAAUCCAUGCGAAGUCGGACUCUUAUGUAGAACUGUAGACUUGCUGCCUCUUCGAGCCGUCGCAUGUGUGUGCCCAGAUGGUGGCCGAGUUGCUCCAGACAAUGGAUGUAGAUCUCCACCUGAGGCAGAAUGCUCUGCGGAUACAGACUGUGCAUUGAGUCAAAUGUGCCGUCGUGGAAGCUGUGUAGAUGCAUGCAAAGCAGAUCCUUGCGGACAGAAUGCACUUUGCGAAGCUAUUGACCACUCAUCACACUGUACAUGUGCUACAGGAUAUACAGGAAAUCCAAGAAUUGAAUGUAACGUCGAACCAAAACAAGUAUCCCCAGAAUGUUUUACUGAUGAUGAAUGUAAUGCGGAAAGAGCUUGCCGCAACCGAUUCUGUGUCAAUCCUUGCACAAACGCAUGCGGUCCAGGUGCAUUAUGCCGUAUCAUCGAUCAUAAGCCUGUCUGCACUUGUCCGAAAGGAUAUACAGGCGUAGCUACUGUUCAAUGUGUACCACCUUCAGAUAAGUCAGUCACCGUGGGAUGCAAAGCAAAUUCUGAAUGUCCAUUAUCACAAGCAUGUAUUAACGGUGGAUGUGCCAACCCGUGCGCCUGUGGACCAAAUGCUGAGUGCACCGUAGUUAGACAUCAUCCUGUUUGUUACUGUGAACGUGGUUUCUCAGGCAACCCUUACACAGGAUGUAGUAAAGUUGGCUGUACUUCGGAUAACGAAUGCUCUGAUAGCACUACAUGUUAUAACGGUGCAUGCGUGAACCCUUGUAUAUUAGAAGCACCCUGUGCAAUCAGCGCCGAGUGUUACGGUAAAGGUCAUCGUCCUAACUGCCGCUGCCCAGCUGGAAGUAUCGGAGAUCCAUACACAAGGUGUCAAACCGCAGAAUGUGAAAUAAACAAUGAUUGUAAUGACGACAGCGUUUGCGUUAAAGGCAUUUGUCGCAACGCUUGUUCUGCAGAAGGACUAAAUCCAUGUGCAAAUAACGCUGAAUGUUACGCAAGAAACCAUGCUGCAUCCUGCAAGUGCCCAUCAGCACUUCCUCUUGGAGAUCCGUUGACCCAUUGCCUUAAAGUAUCAGUAAUCGGUGAACCUGAAUGCCGAUUCGAUAGUGAUUGCCCAAGUGGGCAUGCCUGUUUACGAGAUGAAUGUCGCGAGGCUUGUUCGGAACUUAAACCAUGUACUGGAAUAUCGCGUUGUUCCGUAUCGGACAGCGUUCCAUUCCGUACCUUAGUAUGUCGCUGUCCAGAAGGAUACAUACCGGAAGAAGGAGGCUCUUGCAGAACAGCACAACUGCCUACCCCUAGUUGUUCUUCAGACCAAGACUGCAGUGAUCAAGAAUCUUGUGUUAAUAGAAUUUGUCGUAAUCCCUGCAACUGUGGAGAAAAUGCAGAGUGCUUCGUUCGUGAUCAUCGUCCAGUCUGCUCCUGUCGAGAAGGUUUUGAUGGAGAUCCUUACCGCGCUUGCCGUAUUGUGGGUUGCCGUACAGACUCUGAAUGCGAAUCAAAGGAUGCAUGUAUUAAUGGAAACUGUGUCAGUCCAUGCUUGUUAAACAACACUUGCGGACCAAAUUCUGAUUGUUUUGUAGAAAGAAAUCGCCCACUAUGUCGCUGCCGACCCGGGUUUGAAGGUGACGCGUUUGUUGGAUGUAAUGCUAUAGAAUGUAGAACAAAUGGGGACUGUCCGUUAGAUAAACAAUGCCAUGCCCAUAGAUGUAUCAACCCAUGUCUAUCUGGUCACAUGUGCGGAAUAAAUGCCCUAUGUUUGGUUAGAAAUCAUAACGCAGUCUGCAAAUGUGAAGAUGGCUAUACCGGUAGCCCAUAUGUAGAAUGUAAACCGGAAAUUACGGCGGAAUGUAUAGAGGACGCUGAUUGUCCAUCGAGAUCUGCUUGCCUCAAUUCUAAAUGUAUAAAUCCGUGCACGGCUUUACGGCCAUGUUCAGUACCAGCACGUUGUGAUGUAUCACCCACAUUACCAGUUCGCACUAUGCUCUGUACUUGUCCUCCUGGAUAUGUAAGUAGUGGCGGAGGUAUUUGCAAACCUUCUACCCCAGUAUCAGACAUUUCUUGUGAAAUCGACAAUGAUUGCACAAAUAAUCAUGCAUGUAUAACUUCUUUAUGUAAAAACCCUUGUAAUUGCGGUCCUAAUUCGGAUUGCGUGAUAAAAGACCACAAACCCGUAUGCGCGUGCCAGCCUGGAUUCAUCGGUGACGCUCGAACGGGCUGUUAUAAAGUCCUGUGUAGAUCUGAUUUCCAAUGUUCAGAGGAUGAAUCUUGCAUCAAUAAUCGUUGCGUGCCAGCCUGCUCUGUUGAACCAAAUAUAUGUGGCACCUCAGCUGAAUGCUAUGGUAUAGAACACAGAGCAGCCUGUCGAUGUGAAAUCGGUACCACUGGAAAUCCAUCAAUCGGCUGUGUACCUAUAGGCUGCCGCGCCAAUAGUGACUGCCCGCUAGAAAAAUCAUGUAUCAACUCUAAAUGUCAGAAUCCAUGCACAAAUUCCACUUGUAAAGAACCAGCGGAAUGUCGCGUGCACCUCCAUGAAGUCCACUGCGUGUGCCCGCCGGGCUUCCAUAGCACUGAAACCGGAUGCGAAAAAGUGAACCAACCAGAAUGUACAUCAGAUAGGGAGUGUCCUUCUGGAACUGCUUGUUUGAAUGCAAAGUGCGCUAAUCCUUGCACAGUAAUGAAACCCUGCGGUACAAACGCUGAAUGUAAAAUUGUUGACACGGAGCCCGUUCGUACAAUGAUUUGCGAAUGCAUACCUGGAUACCGAGGAAACGCUCUAGUGGAAUGCACACCUAACAUACCAACAACAGCCAAAUGUGUCGAUGGACAAGGCCUUAAUCCAAUAGGCGAAUGUGCGCCAUGUCGUACCGAUGAAGGCAGGACAGUAGAUUCACGUGGUCGCUGUGUUUGCGAUACAGAACGAGGUUGGGCACCACGUGGUAACGUUUGUGUCCGAGUAAUCUGCGACAACGAUAGUGAGUGCGGCGAUCGUGAACGCUGUCUUAACCGAAUGUGUGUGGACGCAUGUGAAGCCGAGCCUUGCGGCAAAUUCGCUAUUUGUGAGGCCACUGGCCACCGCUCAAUAUGCAAUUGUAUCUCCGGCUACUCGGGCAACCCACGUGUCCAGUGCAACGAAACUGUUAAAAAUAUCACCAAUUAUCGCACCGACUUCCCUCUACCUGAAAUGCAGGUUCAAUGUCUUGCCAAUGGGAUCCGAGUAAGCCUUAAGAUCAAGGAUGGAUUUAAUGGACUACUAUAUGUAAAAGGUUACAGUAAAGAUGAACGAUGUGGACUAGUAGUCAACGCUCCUGCGAACCAAGAAAGUCCUGUAGACUUUACUGUGCAAUUCGGAAACUGCGGUCUGGUGCAUGUUAAUGGUUUGGCGAGUUUUGUACUAGUAAUGCAAGAUCAUCUUAAACUCGUUACAUCUAAUGCCAAGGCAUUCCAUAUACAUUGUAUCUAUAAGACCGGCGAGAAGAACGUAACAUUAGCUUUCAACGUAUCAAUGUUGACAACGGCUGGCACAAUAGCUAACACCGGACCUCCGCCGAUUUGUUCCAUGAGGAUUGUAACACGAACCGGUGCUGAAGUCAGUUCUGCUACAGUCGGAGAAAACCUCAGCCUUCAAGUCGACGUCAAGCCAAGUAGCAUUUAUGGUGGAUUCGCUAGAAGUUGCAUCGCGAAGACCAGCGAAGUGGGAACAAACGUAGAGAAUGAAUACACAGUGACAGACGCGGACGGGUGUGCUACAGACCCGUCCAUCUUCGGCGAAUGGGAACAGAACGACGACGGCACACUGCGCGUCAUGUUCAACGCUUUCAAGUUCCCUAGCAGUGACAAUAUCCGAUUCCAAUGUAAUAUACGUAUUUGCUUCGGAAAAUGUCAACCGGUUAACUGUCGAGGAAGAGACGCUUACGGAAAACGAAGAAAACGAGAAGCGAUUGACAGCGAUGGCUCUCUGACGGGCAUCGAGGGUCAGUUGCGCGAGGAGGUGACGGUGGAGUCAAACCAGAUCUUGACUCUCGAACGACGUUCCGCGUCGAGAGCAGCCCGGCAGCGCGAGGGCGGCGCAGGUGCGGGCGGUGCAGCUAAUGGAGGUGAAGUGUGCGUGUCAGCCGCCGGCCUCGCUGUAGCACUGGCGCUGACGGCAUUGCUCGCACUGGUGGCGGUAGCGGCGGCUGUGGCCUGCUGGCUGGUGGCCUGGCGACGAGCGCGACCGCCUCCUGCUCCGCUCCCGCACCCGCCCGACUUCCCGAACCCGCUGUUCCAGCGCUAAGCCCGCUAGUCUCGCGCCCCGCUCCUCCGCCGGCGCCGGGCGGUGUCGGCUCCUUCUACUCACUCACUCAUCUGUGCGCGCCGCCGGAGGACCGCCGGGCGAGGGCGCCGCGAGCGCCGCGCUAGUAAGCGCCCCUCGCUUGCGCUCGUCGCGCCCUGCUCUAGUUUUACUUUUUUAAUAUAUUCUUUUUUAUUAACGUGGAAUUGUCGUCGCCUCCUUCAAAUUUUGUGAUAUUCAUAAUAUAAAUAUUCGAAAUCAUCAUAUUACUAUGUAAAUUACUGAUUAUAUUAUAGGUUAAACAAAUAAUGAUGAUAUUAAU